UACAACAAAGAGGACUUCCACGUAUGAGCGCACCUCUUUAUUUUUCAGAGCAAUAUAAAUAAGCCUUUCAGCUCUUUAAAAUCAUCAAGCAAAGGCAUUCGCAAUGGAAGGAGCAAACAUUUCCAAUCCAGCGGAAAAGAGGUGUGCAGUUGUUACAGGGGCUAAUAAGGGAAUCGGAUUGGAGAUCAUUCGCCAGCUGGCAUCCAACGGUAUUACCGUCAUAUUAACGGCUAGAGAUGAGAAGAGAGGCUUGGAAGCUGUCGCAAACAUCAAAGAAUCUGGGCCGUCUGAUGUUGUUUUUCACCAGUUAGAUGUGAAGGAUUCUGUUAGCAUUGCUUCGUUAGCCAAUUUCGUCAAAACCCAAUUUGGGAAACUUGAUAUCUUGGUGAACAAUGCUGGCAUCCAUGGACUUGUAAUAGACUCUGAUGGUGUAACAGCUUUACGACUCCUAGGUGGUGAGAUGGAUGAAGAGAAAAUGAAGAUAGCAAGGGGAUUGUGGCAGGAGACAUAUGAAAUGGCAGAAGAGUGUCUGAAAACCAAUUACUAUGGCAGCAAAUCAGUAACUGAAGCUCUUUUCCCACUCCUUCACUUAUCCAAAUCACCCAGGAUUGUGAAUGUUUCAUCCAUGGGGGGGAAGCUGGAGCUCAUCCCCAAUGAAAAGUUUAAAGAAGAAGUGAACCAUGUUGAUGGCCUAACCGAGGAGAGAUUAGAUGAAUGGCUACAAUCAUAUCUGAAGGAUUUCAAAGAGGAACGGUUGGAUAAACAUGGAUGGCCCACCACAACAUCAGCAUAUAUAAUCUCAAAAGCUGCUCUCAAUGCCUAUACAAGGAUUCUAGCCAAGAAAUUUCCCACUUUCUGCAUAAACAGUGUGCAUCCUGGUGCCGUGAAAACAGAUAUGAACCACCUUUGGUGGACGGAGACCCUUGAAGAAGGCGCUCAUGGGCCUGUUAUGUUGGCGUUGCUGCCCGAUGGUGGGCCAUCUGGCCACUUCUUUGAUCAGAUGAAGAUGUCAACAUACUGAUAGGAAAUCAUUGGAAAAUUUUAAGGGCUGUGAUUACUUCUCUCCUUUGUUUAUCCUGACCGCUUGUGCAUGUCAUGUUUCAAAAACAUGAAUUUAAAAUAAAUAAAUAAAUAAAGAGUUUUUUAUUUUUUAUUUUUUUUGAGUUUAAUCCCACAUCUGAAUUUUAUUGAUUGAAGAAAUAACAUAGUUGUAAAGCAAUGUCGAUCCACCAAAUAACAUAGAUGGAGCAUAGCCCAGAAAUUAAAGAGAAGACAAUAUUAGCUAUAUGAUUUUUAUUUCGAAUUUGGACCACUCACUCAUCAAUGUAAUCUAGAUACAUGAUCCAUACAAUGGACCAGAAUUUGGAUGGUCUGAAUAUCUGUACGUCA
Magnolia sinica is the source of this 1389-nucleotide messenger RNA. RefSeq names its product salutaridine reductase-like. The transcript has 5 exons. Gene Ontology annotation, molecular function: oxidoreductase activity, acting on the CH-OH group of donors, NAD or NADP as acceptor. Bases 104 to 1021 code for a protein of 305 amino acids. The record is from RefSeq and is a predicted model, not a curated record. Gene Ontology annotation, cellular component: membrane. Lineage: Eukaryota; Viridiplantae; Streptophyta; Magnoliopsida; Magnoliales; Magnoliaceae.